Molecule: messenger RNA, 408 nt
Organism: Brassica napus (rape)
Lineage: Eukaryota; Viridiplantae; Streptophyta; Magnoliopsida; Brassicales; Brassicaceae
Exons: 1
Coding region: 1-408 (135 amino acids)
Source: RefSeq, a predicted model, not a curated record
AUGGAUAAGUUCAUAUGGAAAGCUCGUAAUGACAAAGCUUUCAACGGCAAGGACAUCACUCCGCUGGAGACCAUCCAUCUUGCCAAGUCUGAGGCGGAAAGCUGGAAACUCGCCCAGAUAAUAGAGAAGCCGCACGAGGAGGAAGCUAUAGUCGAGGAAGCUGUCCCACGACCUCCCCCACCGCCCAUUCCAAAAUGCACGAUUGACGCCUCCUGGCACAAAGAAGAUAAUCUUUUUGGAGGAGGAAUGAUCUUGACGACAGAGGAUGGGGUGACGACAUUUGGUUCAUUCGCUAGUAACCGUGUCUUAACCCCCCUACAUGCGGAGUUCCAAACUCUACUGUGGGCCAUGAAAUCCUCUAUUCAGUUAGACCAUAGUGCAGUGACAAGACAGACUGCCUUCAGCUAG